CAGUAAGCAAUUGUACUCGAUUUCAACGUAAACCUGCCAUAGUAUUUAAAUUAAUGUUCAUCUCAUAUUCUCAUUUGAUUCCCCUCAGAGACCUCUUAUAACGCACCCAACGUCAUUCUGGUGCUUCAAUUACCCCACCAUCCGUCCCGUACAGUACCAUAUUCAAAACCAAGCCUUGGUGACCUUAUUUUUUACCGCCCUAUCCGGUGCUCACAAAAUCCACCUAUCACUGACAUAUCCAACCUUUUCUAGUCUGUCAUCUAUGUGAGGCAACCAAUCUGUAUAUGAGUGCCAUGGUUCAGCCUCAAAGUUCCAGAACACCUCGUCAUCGACGUCUGAGAUACGAGGGAGAAGAUGUUUCACCGACGACCUCUCGGGAACUGAGGGGAUUCUACGCUUAUGGACUCGCGGCUGAGAUAUUUGCUGUUUGUGGUGUUGGUAUGUUUAUAUUUCCGCUUUCCGCAAGAAAUAUAUAUAUGGCUGACUGCUGGGUCAAGGGUCCUUUUUGCCAGUGACAUUGGAGCAAUUAGCUCGGGAACGUGGGGUCCUUUGGUCUGAUAGGACGACGUCGUGUAUGCAAAAGGUUGUUAAUAAUGCCACCGAAAUUGCUGUGAAUUCAACAUCGGUUGUGCUUGCGAGAGCCGACAAGGAUAAGAAUAAUCAAUGUAUUGUGUCGGUGUUUGGAACUGAAGUUACGACGUCGAGUUUUGCCAUGUAUACUUUCUCUAUGGCUGUUUUUGUGCAAGCUUUGGCUUUGAUAUCGUUCAGUUCGGUAGCGGAUUAUGGUAAGUAGUUCCUUGUCAUGGAGGAAGAUUCCGUGUUAAUUUGCAAAAGGAUCCUAUAGAAAGAAAUUACUUCUGGGGUUUGGAUUUACUGGCGCCACUACCUCUAUGUUAUUCAUCUUUGUGGUUCCCCAAAUCUUCUUGGUAGGACCGUUACUAGUCAUCAUUGGAGUAACAUGUCUCGGCUCUUCGUUUGUUGUUCUCAACUCUUUUCUGCCAGUACUUGUAGCAAACCACCCAGAAGUCCAACAUACAGAGAGCGACGCAUAUACGAUACCUUUACAGCCAAUCUCUCGCAUAGCACAAGAGCAACAUUUGGAUUCGGAUAUCAAAGUUUUAGACUCUCCUUCUUUACGUAUAUCAAACAAGAUCUCUUCAAAAGGAGUCGGGAUUGGAUACAUGGCAGCAGUAUGCGUACAAAUACUCUCAAUCCUCCUUCUAUUCAUCCUUUCCAAGAACAAAAAUAUCUCCUCGACUCUUCCACUUCGUCUCGUUCUGUGCAUGGUGGGAGUCUUCUGGUUUGGCUUUACGAUACCAGCUUCUACCUGGCUUCGUUCCCGUCCCGGUCCACCACUCCCCUCCCACACAACCUCGACCUCUCGAAUACAAGGAAUAUACAGAUACACACUCUUCGCAUGGAAAUCCCUAUUUCAAACGGUCAAAACAGCAUUCAAACUGCGACAGAUCGUUCUCUUCCUCGUCGCCUGGUUUCUCCUCUCCGACGCCAUAGCAACCGUAUCCGGGACAGCCAUCCUCUUCGCCAGAACCGAAUUAAAACUAGGAACUGUAGCGGUGGCAUGUCUCUCCAUAACCGCCACCGUCUCUGGGAUCGCAGGAGCGUUCCUCUGGCCCAUGAUAUCGAGGGGAUUCAACCUCCCAACCAAAAACGUGAUCAUCGCCUGCAUCAUAGCGAUGGAGAUUAUCCCGAUCUACGGGCUCCUCGGGUUCAUCCCAUUCAUCCAAGACCUUGGUGUGGGUGGUAUCCAACGUCCCUGGGAGAUCUUUCCUCUCGGAAUCGUGCAUGGGUUUGUGAUGGGUGGGAUAUCGAGUUACUGCCGUGCCUUUUAUGGCCGCUUGAUACCAAGCGGACGGGAGGCGGCGUUUUAUGCGCUGUAUGCGGUUACGGAUAAGGGGAGUAGCGCGAUUGGGCCGGCGGUUGUGGGGGUUAUUGUUGAUAGGACGGGGACUAUUAGGGGGGCUUUUGUGUUCUUGGCUAUUUUGGUGCUUCUGCCUGCUCCGCUGGUAUGGGCUAUUGAUGUUGAGAAGGGAGUGGAGGAUGCGGAGAGGAUGGCGGGUGGAAAUGGGAAAAGUGAUUCGGGCGACGAGGAAACUAGCUUGGGAAGCGAUGAGGAAUGGGAAGGGAGUGGGGAUGAAGAUGAGAGGUUGAUGACGGGACAUACUUAGACUAGAUGAUACAGUAUUAUCGAAAAAGAAACGUUCUUGAGGAAUU
Hymenoscyphus albidus is the source of this 2232-nucleotide messenger RNA. The record is from the annotation of a GenBank genome assembly. NCBI's taxonomy places the organism in Eukaryota, Fungi, Ascomycota, Leotiomycetes, Helotiales, Helotiaceae.